AUGGCUUCAGCGGCAGAACAAGCAGAAAUCGCCAGCGUCGCGCAGACCCUCCUUGGAGGCAUGUUCAUUGAGAUCUCCCUCGCCGCAAUGUUGUACGGAAUCACAACAGCACAGGCGUACCUCUAUUGGUGGAAUUUCCCCAACGACGUCAAGAUUAUUAGGCGGACUGUUCUACUCAUAUGGUUACUGGAGACGUUACAUACGGCGUUCUGUCUGCAUAUGAUGUAUCACUAUGUGAUCACUGGUUUUGGCAAUCUGGUUACGGCAUCCCUUAUCAUCUGGAGUGCCGGGGCUACAGUGUUUACCGAGGUCACCAUUGCAGCGUUCGCACAAGGCUUCUUCAUCCGUCGUAUAUGGAUUCUGAGUCACAAGUCCAUCAUUGUCACCGCUAUACCGAGCGUAUUGCUGUUCAUCCGUGUCUGCAUGAGCUACGCUACCGGUGUUCUGACAUGGACGACCGCCACAUGGAAAGAAUUUGACCAGAACAAGGGCUCCUUCUUUACUGUGACCUGCGGUCUCAGUUUCGCCGCGGCGACAGAUCUGGCAGUUGCGGUAAUCCUCAUCUAUUACCUGCAAAGUAGCAGGACGGGUUUCCAAGGCACGGAUCACCUCAUCCGGUCGAUGCAAUCAUACGUUGUCAAUUCUGGGGCCCUGACAAUGGUGGUAUCGAUCAGCAUCGUGCUUACCUUUAUCUUCGUCAAGAACAGUCUCGUCUUCGCCGGGCUCGUGCAAGUUCAGGGAAAGCUUUACGCGAACUCGUUCCUCGCAACCCUGAACGCGCGCACACUCCGGCAAGGCGGGGGCAAGAGCACGAGCCAGGAUCCCAAUGCGAACUCAGUCGAGCUGACCUCCCGACGCCAGAUUCAGACCGAGCCAAAAGUACCUCGCCCCAUCGAGAUCUUCCAGCACGUUACCAGCGAUGUCAACGACGGGAAGGGCCCGACUUCGUUCACGCAUGUCGUCGACGACGACUACUCUUCGACCGGGAUGAAGUCGCAGUCACUCGUUUGA
Messenger RNA from Sparassis crispa, 1011 nucleotides. RefSeq lists its product as hypothetical. NCBI's taxonomy places the organism in Eukaryota, Fungi, Basidiomycota, Agaricomycetes, Polyporales, Sparassidaceae. The record is from RefSeq and is a predicted model, not a curated record. The transcript has 19 exons. The coding region runs from base 1 to 1011 and encodes 336 amino acids.